Scleropages formosus (Asian bonytongue) is the source of this 5469-nucleotide messenger RNA. It is a transcript of the gene usp53b, whose product is annotated as ubiquitin specific peptidase 53b. The coding region runs from base 1210 to 4362 and encodes 1050 amino acids. Gene Ontology annotation, cellular component: cell-cell junction. Gene Ontology annotation, biological process: protein deubiquitination; sensory perception of sound; response to auditory stimulus. NCBI's taxonomy places the organism in Eukaryota, Metazoa, Chordata, Actinopteri, Osteoglossiformes, Osteoglossidae. Gene Ontology annotation, molecular function: cysteine-type deubiquitinase activity. The transcript is spliced from 18 exons. The record is from RefSeq and is a predicted model, not a curated record.
UACUGUACACAGACUGUACUGACUGUGUAUGUCGCUGCGCUUCGCAGCAACUUUGUCACCUCCGCCUCUCCGCCUCUCCGCCGCUCGCUCAUCUUCAGCCGCAGGAAACCGGAGAGGAACGCGGAGCUGCUCGAAGCGCCAAGGCAGCGCGCACGACAGUCACCCCGAACCGCCGCAGUCCUUCGCUCUCGUUCGGCCGCGGCUCGGACGCGGAGGAAGCGACUCAAGCCCAAGUACCGCGUCUCCAGGAGAGCCGAGGGGCGCGCGGGCGCGAACGGAACGAACAUGGCGCGUGGCGGCGCGAUGACCGCGUCCUACAUCUGCGUGCUUAUGUGCACUUUUGCUCCGGAAUGUCUGCGAAGAAGGGAGCAAGGAAGCUCUCUUUAGCCGAACGGCUCGCCCAACCUGGAGACGCAGGCCAGGCAGGCAGCGAGAGAGAAGAAGGCGCAAAAUUUAGACGCCGCUUCUCCGCACUGCGAGGGGGAGCUCGGAGAUGCGAGCGCGGCGGCGACGUUACAGUGCCACGGCGCGUGCCGAGGGGGGGCUGCAGUAAAUACUGUACUCCGGGGGCGGAGUUUGGACCCGCAGCGCUGAGAACAUCACCGAUCAUCCAGGGAUACGGGGCUGAUGCUCUCCGGCCGGAUGGUCCCCCGCUCCCGCGACCGGGCUCCGGCGGAGCGAUGUUGACACCGCGGUGAGACGCGGUCUCCUACCGGGCGGCAAGACCGACGUUCUGCGUCCCGGGUUCGAAAUGCGGAGAUUCAGUGCGGCCGACAUCCAAUGAUCAGAGUUGCUGCCCCAGAGCUUCCCGAUGGGUGAGGCUGCGUGUGGUCGCCGUUGACCGCUCCCUCCGUCCUCCAGCAAUGUGGAGUCCACAGCUUCUUCUUCCUGCAUCUGGACCUAGGAGCGCUCCCCCUCGGCACUGUAAUUCCUUGCACGGGAAUUACACCAACGUGGUGCUGAGCUGUGGGUUCGCCACACCGGCCCACUCUUUGGUCACAACUGGUUCGGGGCUUCCUCACGCCCAACAUGUCUUUCGGGACCGGUUUUACCGCAUUUCAGUGAGGGACAGCCAGUGAAGCCCUGUAGCCCCUCCCACCGCUGUAGAAAUCCUGCUCGAUGCCCUGCCCUGCCGAGCCCAUCCAUAUCGACGGACCCGCCUCCUCUGCCGAGUGACUCCUCCCACUCCCCAACAAGGAGCGCCCUCCAAUGGCAUGGGUCAGACUCUUCAAGAAGCCGGGGGGCAACAUCGGAAAGUCGUACCAGCCGGGGAGCAUGGUGUCCCUCGCCCUCACCAAAGGCCUGCUUAACGAACCCGGGCAGAACAGCUGCUUCCUCAACAGCGCCGUGCAGGUGUUAUGGCAGCUGGACAUCUUUCGGCGGAGUCUGAGACAGCUUCCGGGACACUUCUGCCUUGGCGACGCGUGCAUCUUUUGCGCUUUGAAGAGCAUCUUCACCCAGUUCCAGCACAGCCGGGAGAGGGUGCUGCCUUCGGACAACCUGCGCCACGCCCUGGCCGAGACCUUCAAGGACGAGCGUCGCUUCCAGCUGGGCCUGAUGGAUGACGCGGCCGAGUGCUUUGAGAACAUUCUCGAGCGGAUUCACCUGCAUAUCGUGUCUGACGUAGGCAUGGAGGUCUGCACAUCAAAGUCCUGCAUCACUCACCAGAAGUUUGCCAUGACGCUGUACGAACAGUCUGUGUGCCGGAGCUGCGGGGCCUCCUCGGACCCCCUGCCGUUCACAGAGUUGGUCCAUUACAUCUCCACGACGGCGCUCUGUCAGCAGGUGGACCGGGUGCUGGAGAAGAGCGAGAGGCUCAGAUCAGACAUGUUUGGAGAGCUGCUGCAGGCUGCCAGUACCACUGGGGAUGUCAGGAAGUGCCCGAGCAACUGCGGGCAGAGUAUCAGAAUUCGACGCGUUCUCAUGAACUGCCCCGAGAUCGUAACCAUCGGCUUCGUGUGGGACGCGGAGCAGUCCGACCUCACGGAGGAUGUCAUCCGGUGCCUGGGUCCUCACCUGACUCUCUCGGAGCUUUUCUGCCGCGUCACGGAUGAGAACGCCAGGCAGAGCGAGCUUCUCCUGGUGGGCAUGAUCUGCUACUCCAGCCGACACUACUGCGCCUUCGCCUACCACACCAAAACGGCCAGAUGGGUCUUCUUUGAUGACGCCACCGUGAAAGAGGUUGGGGCGAAAUGGAAAGAUGUCGUUUCUAAAUGCAUCCGAGGCCACUUCCAGCCGCUGCUCCUGUUUUACGCCAACCCCGAGGGCAGUGCGGUCUCCACGGAGGACGCGCCCCGCCAGACCACCCUUUGGUCCCAUCAUAAAGCCCCGGUCAACGGAGAGGCAACAGGGCUGGACACCGAGGUUUGGACUAAAAGGCUGGACACACCUAGGGAGAACGUGAGCUCCCAUCUCCUUCCAGGCCAGGGAGGGUUCAAAUCCAAGCUGCAAGCGCCGUCCCCUGGUGGUGGGCGUGGGCCAGCUAAAACCUCGCCCACCAGUCCCAAGAGCUGGCUUAGAGAGUGCCCUCAACGGCCGGGAGAGGUGCGGACCCCACACCCUCAGAGGAAGGAGUUCUCUCGGGGUCAGCGAAGACAAGACGGCCCGGCCCACCGAGAUGUGUUCUCAGAGAAGAUGCGCUCCAGAUCGAUGUCCCCCCCAGAGAAUGGGAUCCGACAGCAUGGAGAUCUGAGGUUGCAUAACGGUCAGGGCAAGGGGCUGUCUCGGCUGGACAGGACACCCAACCAGAGCAGACCAUCCCAUGAGUCACACUCACAGUGUGCCCCAGCUGCUGGUCCCUGCCGGAAACACGAGCGGCCUGCAGAAGCAGACAGCAUUUUUGAUGCCCGGGAGAGAAGUGCGAUGGGCCGUGGAAGGAGCCGAUCUUGGAAACCAGUGAGAGAAGCACUGAACGUAGACAGUGUGCUGAAUGAGCUGGAGAGGCGGCAGCAGGGGGCCCGUCGUGCCUCCCCUGGCCGGCCAAGGGCACGCUGUGAGCGGGAGAGACCCCGGGCCAAGGAGGAUCGUAGGCCCAACAGCCUCAUGACCAUCUAUGAGGACGAGCAGAGGCAGGAUGUGGCGAGUCACAGCUCCCUGGAGUCUGAGAGCCAGGCAAACCCAGAGAGGGACAGGGCAGAGCACAGGGGCAAUCUGGAGUGCAGGGUUCGACCGGAGGGCACGGUCAGCCCCAAGUUGUGCAGAAACAACUGGACCAUCCAACGCACGGAGUCUGGUUAUGAGAGCAGCGACAGACUCAGCAAUGGCUCCACUAAUCCAGACUCUCCUGUUGUGGAAAACUUUGCCUCAAAGGAGCUGAAGCCUUUCACAGAGACUCAGUUGCCCAGGGGUCUGGGCAGACAGAGCAAAGCCGACCACUCAGAUAUGGACCCCUUGUCCGCCUUGAUGUCGUACGGAGGACAUCAGUUGAAAACUCACGGAAAGGAAAGCAACCAACAGGAUGCUAAUCUAUUAAGGAGCAAGUUCAGAGCAGCCGCAAGGACUUCUGAUGAUCACCCAGCAGCUGUGAACACGGCGCGAUCGGAGGCCACCAAUGGGGGGUACCGCACGGGAAGCCCCGCCUUGGAGCCCCUGGCCAAGACCAGCAGCUCGGAGUGGAACAGCUCAGACGACCUGACCGGCCCCCUCUCUGAGCAAGAGGACAGCGCUUACCGAUCCAGCAACAGCGAGACGGCUCCACCCGAGUCGCCCGCCCCGAGCCAGCUACCGUUGGGCCCAUUUCCCCCAAAGGCCGCUGCCGCUUCGCCGCCGCCCCACCGGAGACAUGCCUUGCGGCACACCCUCGGCCCAGAAGACGGCAGGCCAGCUUUUCGUCCAAGGCUGCUCCAGGAGCCAUCGCAGACCAGCCCCCGACCUUCCCCAAGAGCCAGCCAGGGACCUCCCGUCUCACUCCGUGCCGGUCUCUCGCUUCCCCUGCCACCUGACAGCCUUGCACUCCAGCGGGCUACGGAUCCAGUGGUGCAGAAGCCUUUCUCACGGCCUGUGUCUGCACCAGGGCUACCUGUCCAGGAGAGGACAGCUCAUUUCAGCAGCGAGCAGCUUCCCGCACCGGACGUGAGCCCCGAACCCAAAGGAGCGGGCCAGGGUGUCUCGCUGACCACCUAUUUCUCAGUGGACAACUGUAUGACGGACACAUACAGACUGAAGUACCACCGCAGGGGGCAGAGGAGCAGCGAUCGGGGUGAGCAGCCAUCUGGGGACAGCAGCCAGUCGACCCCCGUGGAGCCACUUCCUGCGGAGAUCCCCAAGCUGAAGCCUGAGACAGGUAGCUAUUCCACCAGUAAAUCCACUAUCAAAUGGAAUCCAGUGACUCCUAGAGGACUGGAUGAGCAUGGCUUUUUGUGAUGAAAACCGCUUUCUGAUUUGUGGAAGGUGAGACCCGGACAGCAGAGAGGAUUGUGUGACGAAAUAAAUCAGCACCCCUACUUUGGCAAAUGGUACUGAGGCCAGGGGUUUUGCGAACUACUGACUGAUAAUUAUCUCUUACGCAUCUUACUUUUUUCUCUAAAAAAAGAAUCAGAAACUGAUAUGUAAUUUUCUAAAACAGAUUUAAAACAUUUUAUUUUUUGGAAUGCCUAGUAAAAAUGGAAUCAGGGCACUAUGUCUUCUAUUUGUUAAUGAAUGCAAAUGCAAGUUCUUUGCACUCUGGGGCAUCAUGAAGCUCAGACAUUCUUUCACAGUGCCAGCUUUUUACAUUGUUAUGUUAACUGCGAACAAACAAACAAACAAACAAACAAAGAGACAGACAAACAGAAACCAUAAGGAACGAAAAAAAGUGCGGCUAAAUUCCCCGGUGAUCUCAGAGAUGGUGAUCCACUCCGGAACACACUUCCACGGGUAGUUGCACGCGAGGGACGAAGCCUAAGAUGUAGCUACAAGAUAGUGUGCAUUUUUGCUGGAUUACACGGAUUAUUAUGAGGCCAAGCAAUGACGUGUUCCGCGUUCUAAUUCACAUGCAUGUUCUAAUUCGCUGAUCAGCGGCUCAAGAAAAGGACAUUUCAAAGGCACUACAGGGCACUGCAGCCACCAGGUAGACUACUUGCUUAACAAAACCUAAAUUCCCAACUUAAGUAUGAGGAGGGCUCUGUAAACGUUUAACGUUAUAAAUUGCUUUCGAUAAGAUCUUCAUCUCAGCAGCUAAAUAAUAAUAAACAUGUAAAUAUAAUUUAAUUAAGUAAAUUUUUAUGAAAUAGUGCCCAAUUACGACUGCUGGUGUCCUUGUCGGCAGAACGUGGAAAAAUUUAACAAGAAAGAUGGUCAGGUUUGGAAAAAGGGAUCAACGGUCCUUAAAGCCAGGCACAGUCUGCAUGGAACAGCUACUGCUGAGUACAAAAUUAAUUUGCUUCCCCUUUCAAUAAGCCAAGUGUGCAUUCAGUUUUAUGUUCCCCUUGUCUCUCAUUUUCUCCACAGUGAUUCUCAGAUAAAUCACGACUUUUCAUUCUUACACGCUCU